Messenger RNA from Acanthoscelides obtectus, 1909 nucleotides. NCBI's taxonomy places the organism in Eukaryota, Metazoa, Arthropoda, Insecta, Coleoptera, Chrysomelidae. The record is from the annotation of a GenBank genome assembly.
AUGGUCAUCAGCGACGCCGGGGUCAUAGCCGGCGUGUGCCUACUGGUGGCUGCGGCCGGCUGGGGUCCGCCCGUUACCGAAGGGGCCCCCCAGGAAGCCUUCUUCGCGGAUCUAUUCCAGGGCAGGCAGUAUGGUGACUACCAGAACAACUAUGCUUCCUACCAAUCCGACCAGGCAGUAGCUCAGGCGCAAGAAGAGGAAAAUGACAAGCCUGACGUGCCUAGAGCGGUCAAGAAAUGGCCUGUUCAAGAUCUCCAUCUGGGACAGGUGUCCGGAGUUUCGGUCAACUCCGCUUUGCAGCCUGUAGUCUUCCACAGGGCCGACAGGGUUUGGGACAGAGAUACAUUCAAUGAGUCCAACCACUACCAGUUUGCCCAUUUAGGACCCAUCAAAGAACACACUGUCCUCACCUUGGAUCCUUUAACUGGCAAAGUUUUGGGAAAAUGGGGAGCAGACCUGUUUUACAUGCCUCACGGUUUGACCGUUGAUAGGCAUGACAACCUAUGGGUGACUGAUGUAGCCCUUCACCAGGCCUUCAAGUUCAAGCCCGGAGAACUGCAGCCCACCCUAACAUUCGGGCACAGGUUCCAACCGGGCUCUGAUCCCAAACACCUGUGCAUGCCUACAUCAGUGGCGGUCGCGACAACUGGAGAGAUCUUCAUUGCUGACGGUUACUGUAACAGCAGGAUUUUGAAGUACAAUGCUGCUGGAGGGUUGCUGAGAGUUAUUCCUAGUCCUCCAGAAUUUCUGUCUCUUCAAAUACCGCAUGCGUUGGCUCUAAUGGAAUCUAUGGACAGACUGUGCGUGGCAGAUAGGGAGAACCGCAGGGUGACCUGUCCUAGGGCAGGGUUAUACAGUAUCCAGGGUAAAAAGGAGCCAGCCCUCACCAUUCAACAGCCAGAUAUGGGACGCGUAUUUGGUGUAGCAGCCAAAGGUAAACUGGUGUAUGCCGUAAACGGCCCUACGUCGACCCUUUGGCCAGUUCAGGGUCUCACAAUAGAUCCUAUUAGAGAAGCAGUGAUUGAUCACUGGGCGCCAGAAGAGGUGAGAACCGAUUUUUUCCAAACACCAUAUGGGUUUUGGUAAUCCGCAUGCCAUUGCAGUCUGUCCCAAUGGAUCUGCUUUGUACGUGGCCGAAAUUGGACCCAACAGGGUAUGGAAGUUUGAGUUAGUACCACCAAAAAAAUAAACAAAAGAAAACAAUGUAACUCAUUAUUAGAAACGUGUUAACUUAGUUUAUAUAAUACAUAAUACACAGGCAUAAUACACAGGUAAGAGUAACAAGUGUAAGGUAUAGUUUGUAGGAAUUUAUGUACUGUAACUUGAAUGUCAUUGUCCAACAGUUUGAGCGAUUCGGUUUGAGAUUUUUGUAAUACUGAGGGUUUGAGGAGAGUUGAAAUGCUGGAAAGGUUGCUUUAAGUACUGGACGGUGACACUCAAUAUUGUUAGACGUAAGGUAUCAUAAUUAAAAAAUGUGUCAUUAGUAUUAUGUUAGAUAAACAUGACAACUUGACAUGUGGUGUUUAAUCUUUUCUAUUAUUUAACAAGGUAAUAUUCGAUAGGUAGUGUUACUAUAAGAAAAUAAAGUCUGUCAGAUUCUUAUAUGAGGUUUGCUUAAGCUUCAUAGGUGUUUAAUGUCUUAUGUAGGUUUAAGGUAAUACGUAAGAUUAACAAAUACAGAUUAUGCUACAAAUUAAAAAAAAUACUAUUUGUCCACUUACGCUUAUGGUAUCUAUUUAGCGGCAUGUUAUGUAAGCAUGAGUAAAUGUAUUCAAGCAUAUUUAUAGAUCUAGAUUGGCAUUUAUGUAUAUCGUAGACAAUAAAAACACAAAAACACCAGUAGCUCUUUUUCUCUCUCUUAUAGUAGCGGACAAAAGUUUGGAAACAAUUAUUAACAUUAUUAUGAACU